Messenger RNA from Rodentolepis nana, 945 nucleotides. Lineage: Eukaryota; Metazoa; Platyhelminthes; Cestoda; Cyclophyllidea; Hymenolepididae. The record is from the annotation of a GenBank genome assembly.
AUGGAACGACAGAUCUGCGACUACCACCCAGCUACAAUGGCAGAGAUGGUCAUGAUGCAACAAUAUAUGAAUAAUCAUCCCAACCACUGGACUUCCCAAAUGCCCCAUGAAACCAAUACGGGUAUCUACCACGGAUUCCCCCUUGAUUCCUGUGGGGACUACGCUUCCCCAAUCUUCAAAGGUCCAAAUUAUUCAAACUCCUUAUACGCACCUCCGGAAACCAUGUUGGGUUUUUCUUCAGAUCACUAUUCCCUGAAGCCAACCGAUGAUAAGGACAACUUGCUCUCGAAAAGCCUUCCAUCCAAGAUGCUACUGCUUGCAGACUGCUACUACAGAGCUGCAGAGAGAGAGAGAGCGAUAGAAUUCACUGAUAUCCUCUCUCUCCCUCCCUCUCUCUCUCGGGACGCACUGAGGAAAGAUCUCUAUUACUCCCCUCUCACCACUCACCUCACAACUGAUAUAAUCUAUUAUGGCAACUUAGAGUUGGAUAUCGGCUACAUCCAGCUUGGCAGAUCAGUCGCAAUUCAACAUCGAGAAUUUGGCGAACAACUUUCACAAAGCAGUAGUGGAGGUGGAAAUCUCGACCACCAGUCCAAGACGGAUGUCGCUGGGACAGAAGAGCUCGGUGGUAGUGCGGACUCUAAAGUUGUCAAUGCAGAGCGUAGACGAUUGUCCUCUCCCAACUCCGAUUCCAUUAAUAAUAGACAAGAACCCUAUCUAAAUCCAAAUGACCCCAAUCAUAAUACCAAUGGCACCAGCAAUCAGAAUAUGAAGCCGACUCAAGUAGCAUUAGGCGUACACAUGCAGUUGGAAACAAUCACUUAUGAGAUGGAUGUUAUUGGAGCUGAGGGUAUUGAAAAGGAAUCGAACGAGGGCGGUUAUUUGUUUGCUAGAGGAGGUCAAACAAAUUCUUCUUGCUUGGUUAUGCCGAAAAUGAUCAGUUAA